AUGAAGAUCCUUUCGCCCCGGGAUUUGAACUAUCCCAUCACCGUCAUCGACCUGUUGAAGAAGCGCGACGCCGAGGUGCCACGGUCCGAGAAGCUCUUCACCUACAGCUAUGAGAGCCGCGUCGUCGAGGGCGACAAGUGGGGAGGGGAGCGGACGGUGAUGAAGAAGUUUAGGCAAACCUUUGAUGCGAGCACCGAAGGAAAGAUCACGCGAUGGUUCGUCAAGCCAGGCACUGUAAUCGACCGAUCUGGGAUCCCAUUGCUCGAGAUCGAAGAGCCAUGCACACAUGAGACCCAGUUUGGCGGCCUCUGCGUCGAUUGCGGCAGAGACAUGACCCAGGUCGACUAUCUGACCAAAGAGCGUGACGUCGACCGCGCAACCGUUAACAUGGCCCAUGACAACACCGCGCUCCUCGUCAGCCACAAGGAAGCCGUAGCCGCUGAGGAGGAUGCCAAAAGGCGCCUCCUGAAUGCGCGAAAGCUGACCCUCAUUGUAGAUCUCGACCAGACCGUCAUCCACACCACCUGCGAACGAACAAUUGCCGAGUGGCAGGCGGACCCUGAGAACCCAAACCACGACGCUGUCAAGGAUGUGCAGGGCUUUCAACUCGCCGAUGAUAAUGUAUCCAACGUGGCUGCAAAUUGGUACUACGUCAAGAUGCGUCCAGGACUCAAGGACUUCUUCGAUCGGGUUUCUAAACUCUACGAAAUGCAUGUUUACACCAUGGCUACCCGAGCAUAUGCGCAAGCAGUUGCGAAAAUCAUUGAUCCCGAGCGCAAAUACUUUGGUGACCGCAUCCUCAGCCGCGACGAAAACUACACAGACAAGCUGAAGAGCCUAACCCGACUCUUCUACCAGAACACGGCCAUGUGUGUCAUCAUUGAUGAUAGAGCAGACGUCUGGCAAUACAGUCCCCAUCUUGUCCGUGUACCUGUCUUCAACUUCUUCCCUGGUGCUGGAGACAUCAACGCAAGCUUUCUGCCUAAACAACAAGAACUGGUGUCGUUUACCAAGGAUAAGUUGUCUUCAACGCCGAAGAAAUCAGCAGCCGAUGCCGAGACCAACAAAGCUAUUGCGGUUGUAGGCAAACCUAGCGAAGGCGGUUCAGCUGGAGCUGCAAAUGGCGAUCUGAAUGAACUAGGGCAGCAACUUAUAACUCUCGCGGCAACGGAAGACUUGGAAGUGCAAGCCAAAGAACAGGAGAAGGUCAUCAUUGCACAACAGACUGAACGGCCACUAUUGCAGCAGCAACUUAUGCAAGAUAAAGAGGAUGACGAGGCGGAAGAUGCAGACGGCCCCCUUGAAGUAGAAAACGGUAAUAUGCAACAUGUGGAACACCACAAAGUCCGACACAGCAUCCUCAACGACAACGACAGGGGCCUGGAUAUCAUUGAGAAGAAUCUGAUUCGCGUGCACCAGACGUUUUACGACGAGUACAGGAAGGCUAAGAAGGUGCCUGCGGGCGGUCGUGUUGCAGAGCUGAAAGGCGAAAAGAGUCCCAAGAAACGAGCCGUGGACGAUGUCAUCCCUGAUGUUGCAGAGAUCAUGCCACGCAUCAAGAGUGAGGUGCUCGAUGGGGCUGUGGUUGUGUUUUCGGGUAUCAUACCUCUUGGCGUGGACGUGUUGUCAUCAGACUUUGCACUGUGGAUCUCGAGCUUCGGUGCAGAGGUUACUACCAGUGUCAAUCGGCGGACAACCCAUGUCAUUGCCAACCCUGAUCGAAAAACUACCAAAGUCAAGCGAGCUGCUCGUUAUCCUCACAUCAAGAUUGUAAACCCUGAAUGGAUGUUUCAGUGUUGCACCAGGUGGGAGCAUGUGGAUGAGAUGCCCUACCUGAUCGAAAUCGAUGCUGCCGACCGUGGUGGAUCGCCAGUUCCGGAUCUCGAGGACGAGAGCAUUAAUGGAACUGGUGACGAAGAGGCGGACGAGGCAUCUCACUCACCGAUAGUAGAGAUGUCCGAUGAGGCAUGGGCUGCGCUGGAUGAUGAAUUGGCAGAGUUCAUGGAUGAGACAGACACGGAUGGCGGCAGUGAAUCGGACACGGAUAGUGUUCGGUCAGAGAACAGCACAAUAUCGGAUGCAAAGCAGACCAAAAAGAAGCGAAAGCGCACCGACUCAACAGAGGCAAGCGAGCCGGAGGAGAGCGAUGCUAGUGUUACUAGUACAUCUCGACUGCAACGGCGGAAGAAACGGACCAUGGAGCGCGUGACGUCCAUGACCAACGUUGUUAGUGCGGAGAAGUCGUCUGGUCUACCCAGUCCUGAAACUACCGGGCCGGAAGAAGAGCAAGGCGAAGACGAGGACAAGAUGGCUGAAGCGAAUGGAGUUGCGCCAGACCUGGAUGAGGAUUAUGACGAUGGGCUUGAAGCAGAGCUAUUGGCAGGCUUUGGUGAUAGUGACGGAGAAGAAUGAGGGAGACGUGUAUAUUGAAAGCGAAAGUGAAAGCGAAGAGAUCUCUUGGGGGCUUUGUCCCGUCCAUGGUCUCACCUGCAUAGCGAGGUGUCUGGCAUCUGGCGUUGAACAUCUUGGGCAUUUUCUUGGGGAUACCUUACAAUUGAACGUAUGAUUUUUUUGAGCUUGG
Bipolaris maydis ATCC 48331 is the source of this 2581-nucleotide messenger RNA. RefSeq lists its product as uncharacterized. Lineage: Eukaryota; Fungi; Ascomycota; Dothideomycetes; Pleosporales; Pleosporaceae. Gene Ontology annotation, molecular function: RNA polymerase II CTD heptapeptide repeat phosphatase activity. Gene Ontology annotation, cellular component: nucleus. The record is from RefSeq and is a predicted model, not a curated record.